This is a messenger RNA of Solea senegalensis (Senegalese sole), 2901 nucleotides long. RefSeq names its product guanylate cyclase activator 1g (gene guca1g). Gene Ontology annotation, molecular function: calcium ion binding; calcium sensitive guanylate cyclase activator activity. The coding region runs from base 364 to 984 and encodes 206 amino acids. The record is from RefSeq and is a predicted model, not a curated record. Gene Ontology annotation, biological process: visual perception. Gene Ontology annotation, cellular component: photoreceptor inner segment; cone photoreceptor outer segment. Lineage: Eukaryota; Metazoa; Chordata; Actinopteri; Pleuronectiformes; Soleidae. The transcript has 4 exons.
AUUUGUUAAAUCAUCUGCCAGGCCAGAUACUGAUGUUGGCGGUCCAUUUUUGGCCCAUGGGCCACCAGUUGCUGACCACUGCUCUAUGACAUGUCCUCACUAAGAGAUAGAAACAAGAUUGUGUGUGUGUGUGUAUUUUCCAGGUAUUACUCAUGUUGUAGGGACCUAAAUCCUGUUUACAGUCUCUCUCCCUCAGUAGCAGCAGUGUUGCUCACACUCACGCUCACACCUACUUGGACAAACCCCUCACUGACUGAAGAUCAUGUGAUCAGCGAGUUCAUAAGCCUGACCUAUGGCUGGUGUCCAGUGCCUCUGUCUGCUGUGAGUGUGAGUGUGAGUGUGAUAGUGAGAGCGUGAGGUCAGAUGCACCAGUGGCCUGUAGCCACAUUUGGCAGCAGGACAGACACUACUCCAGGGACAAUGGGACAAGAGGAAAGCCACAACGAGGAGAUGGACCUGGCCCAAAUUCAGGAGCUGUGCAUCGUCUUCAUGAAGGAGUGUCCGAGCGGCGCCCUGCACUUGCACGAGCUGAGGAGGAUAUUUGGGGUGUCGAGCACGUCCGCAGAGGAGUCCCUUUACAUCGAGACAGUGUUCCACUCAUUUGACACAAACCAGGACAAUGCACUUGAUUUCCUCGAGUAUGUCGCCGCACUUCACCUGAUUUUUCGUGGAAAUCUCGAGGAUCGACUCAAGUGGUCCUUCAAGAUGUACGACAAGGACGGGAACGGGAAGUUGGACAAGCAGGAGGUGAAGCGUCUCAUUAGGAUCCUUUACAAAAUCAAGCUGCAGACAAAUGAUGUCAGCAUGUCUCCGUCUGAGAUCUGUGACAGGAUCUUUGAGCUGGUCGACCAGAAUAAUGACGGUCAGAUCACGUUGUCUGAAUUCAUGGAGGGAGCUCAGAAAGACCAGUGGGUCAUGAACAUGUUAAAGCUGGAUGUCAACGUCACCGGCUGGGUCAACCAGAACUGCCUGAAACAAUCCUGAGCCGUCGGUUCACUGCCCUACACGCGCUUGGCGUGAUGCAGACAUAGACAUCAUGUUUAAACACCACUUUUACUCCGAGCUUCCUGUGACUCACAGCUGGAGCGCAGUGACCUUUUGUCACGAACACAUUUGCGUCGGGAUUUUUGACAGUCGGUCCAAGGGUCCAGAGUCGUUGCUGUCCGCACGUGGUUUGUGUUGGCACUGAGGUGACGUCUCAAUCACAGGAGACACGUGACUCACACAGAGACAAUCAUAUUGUGUGCGUGUACAUAUAUAUAUGUAUAUAUAUAUAUAUAUAUAUAUAUAUAUAUGAUUACAUGUUUCCUUAUUUGGGAUUAUAACUUUUUAUGUGCAUUUUAUUUUUAUUAUUGCAGUAAAGACAUAUAUUUUGGCUGCAAUUCUUCUGCCACACCAAUCACACACGCCUGAGUGAAAUGACUGUUCAUUGUAAAAGUCAACAUAAACUUUCACAAUUUUUUACUGAAAAUUCAUUGCAUUGCGCAGUUAUGAUAAUUAGCAGCAUGUCAAGUUCUCCACUUUUUCCUCACUUUUGUUCUCCCAUCAAUCAAAUUUGUUUGUCUUGGAAGGCUGAGUUUUUUGUUGUUGUUGUUGUUGUUUUACACAAUUAUGCUUUCAACCAUCUGCCAUUUCUGUCAGAAGUGACAGCUAUUCAUUGUUUUGAUUACUGUGUGAUGCAGUCCUAUUGUGCCACAAGUCGGAUUACAAUUUCCUUUGCUGAAAAAAUGCAUCCUGGUGGCCAAGAGAAAAGCGUAGUGAACGCAAGACUUCAGUUAAUCAAUAUAAAUGUGGAUUUGUCAACCCUGGGAUGAAGAGAUUACCUUGAGUAAUCUGUGACCGACAAAGCUAACGCAGCUGUUUGUUUAUCAGUUUAUACUGUACACAUUUUUCUAAUAUGGGUUUGUAUAUGGAGACAUUUGUGAUUUUUGUUCAUUUGAACAUUGAUUCAGGUGUCAGUAUUAAAAGAUGUUGUGAUGCUGUGAACAACAACCUGUAGACAUAUGAGAUGUCAUGCUCCUGCUCAUGAGACACCAGGAGAAAAAAGGUGUUUUUGAAUCCACUUGUAAACCAUUCACUCUAAAAACAAAAAAGGGAAUUGAGUAGAAAGUAGAGUAAUAGUACAUAUAGAAUAAUAUAGAAUAUAUAGUUACCGCAUAGUACACGAACGUAAUUAUUUUCACCAUUCAGUCCGUCCAUCAACUAAUCAGUGUUAAAGGACGAGGAAAGAUCUGAAUGUCCUGCUCGUAAAUUGGCUUCAAAAUGAAUCUUCAGCAUCUCGAUGUUAGGGCAAAAUCCCACACACACACGGAGACACAUUCACUUUCUGAGAUUCACUCAUAUUACUUUGUUGACAGGAAGGCACAGCAGAAGGUGAGCUGAAGGCCACAGUCUUUAUGUUUUCAGGUUUCUGUAUAGUUGCAAAAUACAAUAUAGCUUAUCGGGGGAAAACAUUGAAAAUCUCAUUUUUUUCUGCUUGUAUAUAUUAAAUAAACGUUCCAAGGAUUUUACAAAUUACAAUUUUAAGUUUUUAUUGCAUUUCAUAGUGUGCCGUGCUGGGAAUCGUUCUGUUGGACUCAUGGAUCAAUUAAAUCAUUCUUUUGGACCAAUGGUCUGACGUUGCUGUGACCUCAGACCUCAACCGUCUUUUCUAUGUCUGGAGAGUGUCUUUGAAAAUGUGACACAAAUGUUCACCUGGACUCGAGGGUUAAGUGUUUUGAUUGGUGGGGCUAAAGGUCAAAGGUCCCAGGUCACAAAAUACGUCUUUGGCCUCUUUUUGAAACAUUUGGUCAGAGGAGGCAAACGACCACUCGGUGUUGAUUCUAGUUUUGACACGUAUUAAGACAGAGAAAGUUUAAUCUCAUUAUGACUUCCUUGUAAAAUAAAGGUUAAUGGAGAGUC